Molecule: messenger RNA, 468 nt
Organism: Vicia villosa (hairy vetch)
Lineage: Eukaryota; Viridiplantae; Streptophyta; Magnoliopsida; Fabales; Fabaceae
Product: secreted RxLR effector protein 161-like
Exons: 1
Coding region: 1-468 (155 amino acids)
Source: RefSeq, a predicted model, not a curated record
AUGAUUAGAAGUAUAUUGUAUCUCACUGCUAGUCAUCCUAACAUCACCUUCUGUGUUGGUGUUUGUGCUCUCUAUCAAGCCAAUCCUAAAAUGAUCAAUCUCAUACAAGCCAAAAGAAUGAUCAAGUAUAUAAAAGAAACUCGUGGAUGUGGGAUCAUGUACUCCUAUGAUACUAAUUCCAUUCUAGUUGAAUAUUGUGAUGUUGAUUGGGAAGGUAAUGCUAAAGAUAGAAAAACUACCUCAGGCGGGUUUUUCUUCUUGAGAAACAAUCUCAUUUUAUGGUUUAGCAAAAAGAAAAAUGGUGCUUCACUAUCCACUACUGAAGUUGAAUACAUUAUUGUUGGAAGAAGUUGUGCUCACCUCUUGUGGAUGAAGCAAAUGUUGAAAGAGUACAAUGUUAGUAAAGAUGUUAUGCCAUUACACUGUGACAACGUGAGAACUAUUAACAUUUCCAAGAAUCCAGUUUAG